Messenger RNA from Punica granatum (pomegranate), 1793 nucleotides. The record is from RefSeq and is a predicted model, not a curated record. Lineage: Eukaryota; Viridiplantae; Streptophyta; Magnoliopsida; Myrtales; Lythraceae.
AUGCCCGGCGGCCUCUCCCGCCAAUCUGAAAUUCUUAUAAAAACUAUUUCAUCUCUCUCUCUCUCUCUCUCGGAAGUACUCUUCUUGUUCUUCUUCUUCUCUCUCUCCCUUUCUGUCUCUCUCCGGCCACAAUCUCCAUUUCCGGCAUUGAAGAUGUUCCAGAGCAUCAGAUCGAGGGAGCUAAACGGAUACAGAGUUCGGAAAAGGCCGUACAUCGCCGAUUGGACGCCGGAGCUGACCGACAAUGGAGCUGUGGCAAUAGAGCACCUCGGGGAUGAGACGCCGCCACUGGCCAUAUCGUUUUGCAAGACAAGUGAAUUGUCCCAUGUCCUUGCUGUAUCUGAUGAGGAUGGGCAUGUGAGCUUGUUCAAUACUAGCAAGAAGUUAUUAUCAUCUCCAUCAAACCAAGAAAAUGCAGAUAAAGCUAGAAUUGGUGACUGGGUUGCUCAUCAAAAUGCCAUUUUUGAUUUAUGUUGGAUCAAGGAAGAUGUGAACAUUCUAACUGCUUCUGGAGAUCAAACAAUUAGACUAUGGGAUGUCCAGAAAAGAAAAUGUACUGGAGUGUUGAUGGGCCAUACAGGAAGUGUGAAAUCACUAUGCCCACAUCCAAGCAAUUCCAAUCUUGUUGUUUCUGGUGCUCGGGAUGGAUCCUUUGCCAUUUGGGACCUGAGAUGCAAUCGUGCUUCCACAAGCAGGGCAGGAGAACUUUGCAUAGUCUCAAAUUCCAUUGUCAAGGGAGCCCAUUUGCCACAUCAACACAAGCGGACCAGGCGUGGCAAGGCCGCUUCCAUGAGCAUCACAUCAGUUCUUUAUCUCAAGGAUGAAGUUUCGGUGGCAACAGCUGGAGCAGUGGAUAGCAUAAUCAAGUUCUGGGACACAAGAAAAUUGAAAGCUCAAGUCACACAGACAUGCCCUAAUCACGAUUCACCAACUAAAAAGGAACAAAGGUUACAUGGUGUAUCUAGCCUGUCUCAGGAUUCAAAUGGAGUGUUUCUUACUGCUUCAUGUAUGGAUAACAGAAUAUACUUGUACAAUGUGCUUCAACUGGAAAAGGGUCCUGUUAAAUCAUUCUCUGGUGCUCAGAUAGAGUCAUUUUAUGUCAAGGCUGCAAUCAGUCCAGAUGCAAAUCAAUUACUCAGUGGCUCGAGUGAUGGAAAUGCCUACAUUUGGCAGGUGAACAAACCCGAUACAGCUCCCGUCAGUUCAAACAGUCAUGAUGGUGAAGUUACGGCAGUAGCUUGGUCAGAGUCAGAUGCUGGAAAGCUAGCAACUUCUUCCGAUGACUUCACAGUUCGAGUUUGGAGUAUCCAAAGCAACUUUUGCUCGACCACCACGACAUCCCCGUCUGCCAUUAGAAGGAGAGUAAUGGCGACCCCACCCGAUGAGUGCAAAAAUAUACGAACAAGGAGGAUGAAAUCAGAAUUUCCUGAGGGUCCUGAAAAGGAGCUUUCCUUGGACAGAUUGCGAGAUGAGACAAUUCCUAGAAGUCCAACCAUGACAGAACCGAUCAUCGGAACUCCAGAGGGGCAAAAGAAGAGGGUGCUAAUUAGCUUUGAUUUGGAGGAAGGAUCCAAGAAAACCCCCGAAGCCACAGUGAAUAGUCCCUCUUCCGUACUGAGUCCUCCUUCCUCUGUGAAGAGAACUAUUAGAGAUUACUUUCUAGCAUCCUCAUGAACAUCAAACCUUCUUGACUAGCUCCUGUAACGAUUCUUCAUAUUCUGUUGUCCCAUUUUUUAUGUAAAGCACGGCGAUAACUAGCAAUGGAGAGAGAAAAAGUUAUACAUGUACUCUAA